AUGGUUAUUAUUAAAGAGAAAUAUUUAAUUAAAGAAAUUUUAAACAAAUAUAUUAGAUUCUAUUGUUGUUAUGGAGAUAAUGAAAAUGCAAUUUUAUUUUUAGGCUACACCAUUAAUAAAUUUAAACUAGUAUGCAAAGAAUGGAGAAACGAAAUCAUAUUUCAUUUAAAAUUCCCUCAAAUCAGUAUCACCAGCAAGAGUGACCUUGGAUAUGUUAGCGAAUGGAUUGAGCAGGGUUUACCCAUCAACGAUAUAUUCUUUCCUUAUAAUCAGCAAACUGUGUUCAAAGAUAACUUUUUAUAUCCACAACUUACAGAGUCAAUACCGGUAAUAGCAGAUAGAAUAAGGUCAAUAUCAUUUAGAUCAGGCAAAAUAGAUUAUGGGGGUACAAUACUGUUAACAAAAAAUACAAGAUCAGCUACAUUUGGUGUAUUUAAUUCAAAAGAGUAUUCAAAGUUCUGCGGGGUAUUAGCAAAUUAUUUGGAUGUCAUCAAAGAGAACUUGAGAGAUUUUACACUGACCACAGUAUUAUACGAUCGCGAUAUCGACAUAAUAGAUUUCAAAAAAUCACUCGAAGCUUUAGAAUCAUUUAGGUCCCUAACAUUUACAAGUUGUUUUCAAAACCAAUUUAAAUCUUUAGAUUUAAUCCCUCAAAUUUCAAAAACAUUAAAGAAACUAAAGCUGCUAUAUAUCAACAUUGAAUAUGAAACUUUGGUAAAAAUGGUUACAUUAUUCAUAACAAAUGAAAACGAAAGUAGUGUAGUAAAGUUUGAAAUUAAUGCAAAGUUACUUGAUAACCAUAUAAAUGGAGAUGAUGCAAGCGAUUCAUCAUAUGACAGCAAUGGUGGUGGUAUAGUUUGGAAAGAAAAUGACUCUGUGAUCGAUGUUUUAAAGAACAAUGUACAGAAUUGGAACUAUCUAGAUGGUUUAUUUGAACUAAUAUCAAAUUGGAAGAAACUAGAGUCAUUCAGAAUUAUUAUGGUAGAUGAAAGAGUGAACAUAUCAAGUAUUUUAAACUUUUUAGGGAAUGUAGAGAAAUUAAAAACAUUCAAAUUUGUUGCAAAAUUAAAUAAUGAUUUGGAUGACAAGGAUUUCAUAGAUAACCCAAUACCAAUUUCAAAGCUUAAUAAAUCAGUAAAUAAAAUGCUAAUCAAAAGUACACAGGAAACUGAUAUACCGUUUAUAAAUAAAAUUUGGGACCAUUGUAUAAAUUUAGAAGAUUUAGAAUUACACUUGGAUGGUGAUACACCUCCGCUAUCAACAUAUAAUAACACUAUCAAUAAUAACAAUAAUAAUAAUGAAUCAAAUAGUAAUAACUGUUUUUAUAAAUUUAAAGAAAAAGCAAAUGUAAAAUUAAUAAGUUUAAAUCAUCCUUACUCCAAUAAACUAAUAGACUCUAUAGCAUUCAAUUAUAAUAUUGUAUCAUUGGCAAUUAUUGAUGAAGUUAAAGAAAUGAAUUCGCUCAUUCAAGUAUUAUUACUAAAUCACCCAACAAUAAGAACAUUAAAUUUUAAUAAAUCAAAUAGCGAACCUUUGGCUGCAACAACACUUAUUGAACCAAUUAUUCAAAACACAGUCAUAGAAUUUCUUUAUAUCAAUACUCUACUAUCCAAUGAUAAUGAAGAAGAUCACUAUAAUAAUUUAGAAUUAUUAAUUUCAAUUCUAAAAUAUAAUAACACUCUCAUUCACCUAGAUUAUAGUUUCAAUAUUUUACCAAACGAUAUGAAAGAUAAUAGUUUACAACAACUGUUAUUAGCCAUCCAAUCGAAUAAAGUUUUACAAUCCUUGACAAUUACUGGUUGUUUAAAUCAACAAUCUAAACAAUUUAAAUCAAUCCAAAAUUGUUUAAUGGAAACAGGAAAACUAAUUUCAUAUGCCGACAAUCCAUACUAA
Dictyostelium purpureum is the source of this 1893-nucleotide messenger RNA. RefSeq lists its product as uncharacterized. The coding region runs from base 1 to 1893 and encodes 630 amino acids. The record is from RefSeq and is a predicted model, not a curated record. The transcript has a single exon. Lineage: Eukaryota; Evosea; Eumycetozoa; Dictyosteliales; Dictyosteliaceae.